Messenger RNA from Myotis myotis, 1140 nucleotides. Lineage: Eukaryota; Metazoa; Chordata; Mammalia; Chiroptera; Vespertilionidae. The record is from the annotation of a RefSeq genome assembly.
AUGACCAACAUUCGAAAAUCUCACCCUUUAAUAAAAAUUAUCAAUAGCUCCUUCAUUGACCUACCCGCCCCAUCAAAUAUUUCAUCCUGAUGAAAUUUUGGGUCUCUUUUAGGAAUCUGCCUAGCGCUACAAAUUCUAACAGGACUAUUUCUAGCUAUACACUACACAUCAGAUACCGCAACAGCCUUCAACUCUGUCACCCAUAUUUGCCGAGACGUAAACUACGGCUGAGUAUUGCGCUACCUACACGCAAAUGGAGCCUCAAUAUUCUUUAUUUGCCUGUACCUUCAUGUAGGACGAGGACUCUAUUAUGGCUCCUACAUAUAUACAGAAACCUGAAACGUCGGAGUUAUUUUAUUAUUUGCUGUCAUAGCAACAGCCUUCAUAGGAUACGUACUUCCAUGAGGUCAAAUAUCUUUCUGAGGUGCAACUGUAAUUACGAACCUACUCUCCGCAAUUCCUUAUAUCGGCACUAACCUUGUAGAAUGAAUCUGGGGCGGCUUUUCUGUUGACAAAGCUACUUUAACCCGAUUCUUUGCUUUCCACUUUCUACUCCCAUUUAUCAUUUCAGCCAUAGUUAUAGUACAUCUUCUAUUUCUACACGAAACAGGAUCUAACAAUCCAACAGGAAUUCCCUCUAACAUAGAUAUAAUUCCUUUUCACCCCUACUACACAAUUAAAGAUAUCCUUGGUCUACUAUUAAUAAUUACAGUCUUAUUAAUGCUAGUAUUAUUCUCUCCUGAUAUAUUAGGAGACCCCGACAACUACACACCAGCAAAUCCACUUAAUACCCCACCCCAUAUUAAACCAGAGUGAUAUUUCCUAUUUGCAUACGCUAUUCUACGAUCAAUUCCAAACAAAUUAGGGGGAGUUCUGGCUCUAGUCCUCUCAAUCCUUAUUCUGAUUAUUAUCCCCCUACUCCAUACAUCUAAACAACGCAGUAUAACCUUUCGUCCUCUAAGCCAAUGCCUAUUUUGACUACUAGUAGCAGACCUAUUUACCCUAACAUGAAUUGGAGGACAACCUGUUGAACACCCAUAUAUCAUUAUUGGACAACUCGCAUCAAUCCUUUAUUUCUCUAUUAUCAUUAUCUUAAUACCAUUAAUCAGCCUUGCAGAAAAUCACUUAUUAAAAUGAAGA